AUGAAGGAACAUUCUGCUACUGUUGCAACAUCAAAUAAAGUUGUCGCCGAUUCUGUUGAGGUUUGCAAGUUUACGACCGAAAAAGUAGAUAAACUAAUUGAAGAAUCUACUACUUUCAUGGAGAACUUCCAAACCACUUUCAAUUCCAACACCACAUCAGCAAAUGAAGCAUUGAAGAGUCUGGUCUUUCUCUUCAAGACUGAGAAGACGAAACUACAAGAGAUUCGUACUGGUCUUAAAUCUGACCAUGAAUCAUUUCAAGCCAAUAUCUCGUCAUGUGAAGCUGUAUAA
Molecule: messenger RNA, 291 nt
Organism: Lactuca virosa
Lineage: Eukaryota; Viridiplantae; Streptophyta; Magnoliopsida; Asterales; Asteraceae
Source: the annotation of a GenBank genome assembly